Molecule: messenger RNA, 552 nt
Organism: Meloidogyne enterolobii
Lineage: Eukaryota; Metazoa; Nematoda; Chromadorea; Rhabditida; Meloidogynidae
Source: the annotation of a GenBank genome assembly
AUGGACUCUUUGUCGUUAAAAUCACGAGAAUCAUCAAUAGCCAUAAAUAAUGUAUUAAUAAAUCCACAACAACAAAUAAGUCCACAACAUUCACAACAGCAACAAACCUGUUUAAAUAUUGCCCCGAUUAUUUCUGAAAAAUAUCAACAAUCUAAUUGUUCUCCCCCUCAAAGUCUUCAACAUUCACCAACUAUACAGACAUUAAAUUAUCAACAGAAUAAUAACAAUACAGGCAUUUUCUUUUCAAAAAGAGGGGGAAGUAAUUCUUUAGAAAUGGCAGAAACAUCUUUACCUUUAUCAGAAGGAGGAGAUGUAGAGGAAGAAGCAAUGCUUUUUAACUCCCCUUUUGGCCCUCGCCUUGCCAAUAUUAGUUUGUUGAUGCGAAAACUUGAAGGGACAACGGAAGAGGAAAGAUCAACGCCACCCCUACUUGCUAAUUGGUCAGUUCCACCUCCAGCUUCAGCAGAUUCUGGAAAUCCUGGAAGUAAUUUAGAACUAAGAGAAUCUCCUUCACUUUUCUCUGAUCCUUACAGGCUAGAUCUGCCUGGAUAG